UGAGCGUUGCAGCACCUCCCCUGUGAGGGCAGGCUGAGAGUUUGGAUUGUGCAGCCUGGAGAAGAGAAGGCUCCAGGGAAACCUUAGAGCAGCUUCCAGUGCUCCUUCCUGGUCGAGGGGUAGAGCGAGGAGGAAUGGUUUUAUGCUGAAAGAGGGGAGAUUUAGAUGAGAUAAUUGGGAAGAAAUCCUUCACUAGGAGCGUGGUGAGGCAGUGGAACAGGUUGCCCAGAGAAGUGAGGGCUGCCCCAUCCCUGGAGGUGUUGGAGGCCGCGUUGAAUGGGGCCUUGAGCAACCUGGUGUAGUAAGAGGUGUUGCUGCCCAUGGCAGGGGGUUGGAACUGCAUGGGCUUUUAAGGUCCCUUCCAAUCCAAACCGUUCUGCGAUUCUAUGAAAGGGAUCUGAUCUGCAUUAGGAAACCUUAAUAUCUUAUUGUUGCCACCAGUGAUUUAUCCUCACUGUGGAGAGGGCAUGUUAAAGCAACUGGUAGCACUUUGCUCCACAGCCUCCCUUCCCCUUCAGAGAAGGAGAUGCUUAAAAUGCCAGUAGGUGCUGGAAGACCAAAUGCUCUUGCUUCCCAAACCUGCUGCCACCAGCAAACAGAACAGCAGUGGCGGUGGGAUAUGGUUUUCAUUUCGGUGCAGGUCUCCUCUUGGUGGCAAGCGCUGCCUUUUGAAGCCGCACGUUCAUUCUCCCCCUUCAAGCACCAUAAGUCUCGUUCGCCAGCCUCAGAACCAUGGCAACAGAAGAAAAGAAGCCAGAUGCAGAAUCCACCAAAACACAAUCUACUCCUUCCUCCUCAACCAAUCAGAGCAAGCCUGCACCAGUAAAACCAAACUAUGCUCUAAAGUUCACGUUAGCGGGACACACAAAGGCAGUCUCAUCAGUAAAGUUUAGUCCUAAUGGCGAGUGGCUAGCCAGCUCCUCUGCUGACAAACUCAUUAAAAUUUGGGGCGCAUACGACGGCAAGUUUGAAAAAACAAUAUCUGGUCAUAAACUGGGAAUCUCUGAUGUUGCUUGGUCAUCAGAUUCCAACCUUCUUGUCUCUGCUUCUGAUGAUAAAACUCUCAAAAUAUGGGAUGUAAGCUCGGGUAAGUGCUUAAAGACUUUGAAAGGGCACAGUAACUACGUUUUCUGCUGCAACUUCAACCCUCAGUCAAACCUCAUUGUUUCUGGAUCAUUCGACGAAAGCGUGAGGAUAUGGGAUGUGAAAACAGGGAAGUGCCUCAAGACGUUGCCUGCUCAUUCUGACCCAGUUUCAGCCGUGCAUUUUAAUCGUGAUGGAUCCCUGAUAGUGUCAAGUAGCUAUGAUGGACUCUGUCGAAUCUGGGAUACAGCAUCAGGCCAGUGCUUGAAAACACUGAUUGAUGAUGAUAACCCUCCCGUGUCAUUUGUGAAGUUCUCCCCAAAUGGCAAAUACAUUCUAGCUGCAACUUUGGACAACACUCUUAAACUUUGGGACUACAGCAAAGGAAAGUGCCUGAAGACGUACACAGGGCACAAAAAUGAGAAGUACUGCAUAUUUGCAAAUUUCUCCGUUACUGGUGGAAAGUGGAUCGUGUCCGGUUCAGAAGACAACCUGGUUUACAUUUGGAAUCUUCAGACAAAAGAGAUUGUACAGAAAUUACAAGGACACACAGAUGUUGUAAUCUCAACAGCUUGUCACCCAACAGAAAACAUCAUUGCAUCAGCGGCACUAGAAAACGACAAAACAAUUAAACUGUGGAAGAGUGACUGUUAAACGUUCCAGGAUCGCUUUAGAGACUGUCAGGAAAAAAUGUUUUUAAAAAAAUAUUAAAAAAACCCCACAUGAGAAUUGAUAAAUCCAGUUUGGCAGGAAACCUGAAGACUAUGAUGAAGUGGUUUCUGUUAGUCUUGGCCCAAAGAAAACGUCUUAGCUCUUUGCUAGAACUGGGCAACGUGUUGGGAAAAGAAAAAAAAAAAAGAUGCAGUGUCUCCUUUUCUUGCCUAAUCUUUUGGCAGACAAAUGGAUCAUAGUGACAUCGCAUUAGAAGUGUCAGCCUUGGCUUGGACACCCCAAAGAUCCUGUACUUGCUGGUGGCGUUACUUCUGGGCACUGUCGCUGCUUCAGGAAGAGCUGCCAGCCUGCAUUGUAACAGUGAGUUAAGUCACGAGCCUAGAGGUGUGUGGAAAUUUCUUUUUUUUAACGUCUAAUUUUUAAACCUUCUCCGCCCCCUCCCCGCCCCAAUGUAGGUUCUAGUCUCUUGGGAAGUUUCUGUAUUGUUUUAACUAGGAGUACUGCAUCUUUAAGGGUGCUUCGUUUUAAACACUCAGCUCAAACUUUGUGACCAAAUAAAACCAUGCGGUUCCAGAUUUCCUUCUUCCUGCCCCUGACUUGACUCCUGUGGUGAAAUCUCCUCCUACUUUCUGUAUAGUUGCUUACCUCUUGUUACGUGUGUUUAAUAGAUGCUGUUCUAGAGCGAAGUUCCAGUUCUUCUGUUAACCAUUAAAAUGAAUCCUGCUUGUAGUUGUUCUUGGCAUACUUUAAUUUUUUUUCUCUUCUGGCUGUAAAGCGAGCUCACAGAACACUGUAAAGUUAUUUCAAUGUAAAAAUUAAAAAACUCCAGACUUUUGUAUCUUGGAAACCCAUUGUAUGAAACUGUAUUGAUAAUGGCAUGGCUCUGUAUCUAUUUCAGCGUUGGUAUUUCUUUCCCUUUUUGUCAUACCCAUGUGGUAUUUACACGUCCAAAAAAAAUACCAUAUGCCAUAAUAAAAAGGUGGGAUUU
Messenger RNA from Cuculus canorus (common cuckoo), 2743 nucleotides. Its product is annotated as WD repeat-containing protein 5. The record is from RefSeq and is a predicted model, not a curated record. NCBI's taxonomy places the organism in Eukaryota, Metazoa, Chordata, Aves, Cuculiformes, Cuculidae. The transcript is spliced from 14 exons. Gene Ontology annotation, molecular function: dynein complex binding; microtubule plus-end binding; histone binding. Gene Ontology annotation, cellular component: neuron projection; neuronal cell body; cytoplasmic microtubule. The coding region runs from base 733 to 1737 and encodes 334 amino acids. Gene Ontology annotation, biological process: establishment of mitotic spindle orientation; nuclear migration; vesicle transport along microtubule.